Molecule: messenger RNA, 4653 nt
Organism: Anopheles bellator
Lineage: Eukaryota; Metazoa; Arthropoda; Insecta; Diptera; Culicidae
Gene: Su(z)12
Product: polycomb protein suz12
Exons: 7
Coding region: 573-3527 (984 amino acids)
Cellular component (GO): nucleus; ESC/E(Z) complex
Molecular function (GO): chromatin DNA binding
Source: RefSeq, a predicted model, not a curated record
ACGGUGAAAUUUGCUCCAAUCUUCUCGGAACGGAUUAGUAGUUUGGCGAAUGGGAAAGGGGAUUCGACCGUAAAUUCAUUCUCCUGCGCAACGUGUGCACUAGUGGCGGAAGAGGGAAACCAACUUGCAGGGUACCCGCGCGUUGCGGUGGCGUGAUCACAGCGUCCAUUGUUUGGGCUUUUCGCAGGUUGCGUGUGGCGGCUGCUGGUGCGGAAAGGAAAGUGUGUUAAAGCAGGUAAUUCACCCUUCGGUCGUUUGCCAAGACCACCCAAAGUACUGUUGGGGUUGCGCCGGAUUAGUUUUCCGUACGGGCCCCACGCAACUUUACCCAGGGAAGGGAUUCUGGGAACGCAAAUAUCAGAGAAAGACAGACGCUUAUAGAACGUCGGCGAGGGCGUGACAAGCGAAGGAGCGAAUGAGACGGCAACUGUGGAAAAGAUUCGCCUAACCUCGGAAAAAUAGCCAACAAGGAUCCAAAGCGGCCGCUCUGUAUGUCUGAAGCGUCUCCGUGGUUUCGAAGCGGACCUUGGUAGGCGCGAUUCGGAUCGGAUCGAAUCUCUUGCAAAAAGAGAAUGGACAAACAGAUCGGCAACAGCAGCAGCAAGCAGGAAAACAGCUGGCAAGAGGGAAACGGCGACGGUAACGCGGGAUCCAACCGUAGGAAAAUGACAUCCAACAAGAAGAACGACAAAGAGGCCACCGGCACCACUACCACGCAGGACGUAGCAGUGCCCAAACAAGAGAAGAUGGACUUUUUAAACGUGGAUCUCGAAAUAUUCAUGCAGGCGCUAGAGAAACCGUCGCAAAUUUAUCGAUUUCUACGCACCCGAAACAUGCUGAUGCCGAUAUUUUUGUCCCGGAAUCUGUCGUACAUGCGCAACCGUUGCCUGCGAUCUCACAAGUCGCGCCAGACGUUCAAAAUUGACUCGAUGCUCGGCAAGAAGGUAGCGAAACUGGAAGCCGAAGCGAGCGCCGCUUCCAUGGCGAGCGCGGCCGGCGGUGGGAUCGUAACUAGUGAGUACUUGACGAUACUGUUUCUGGGCUUCUUCGAUGAGUCGAACCAUUCGACCCUAUUCGACGGCUGUGGUCGGGAACGGAGCGUGGUCAUCGAAACGAAUCUGAUCAAGAUCACGCACAAGCGGCACGCCAUUUCGUCCGGGUUGAUGCAGUUUUCGGUUGGGAAGGCCAAGACGCGGGUCAAUCCACCGAAUGAUGGGGACUUGCCGCCGUUCGGUGUUCGCGAGUCCAAGCGGCAGUACGUCACCAUACCGAUCGAUGCGUUCGGCACGCAGGGAUCGCCGAACGGUGAAACGAUCGGUCCGCAGACAACCUUCAUACUGCUGUUUCGGAUCUCGCGCUCCCUGCCUGUCGCUACCAACGGCGCAGUCGAUGUAUACUGUGGCGGCGCCGAUGGCGAAAACGAUGACGAGGAACCGACGUGCAAACGGCAGAAGCUGCACAUCCACACCAGAGUUUUCGGAACGGAGCUCAUCGUGUACGACAAGUACGGCCAGUGUCAGGUGGCGAACGCUGACUACGAGCUUUUGAUGCACGAAAUCGCCGUCCAGCAGCCGACGGUCGUCGGCAAGGGUGGGAAGUGGGAUAGCACGAUGGGACUGACGGCCGAUGGUGAUGAGGUGAUUGAGUACUCACCGGAGGACGAAUGCAGCAAUACCUCGCAGGACGGUGGGAUGGUGAUCGACGAGAUACGCAACGCCCUGCACGAGUACGAGGGCUUCAACAUACCGCCCAAACUGAAACUGCGGGUGCAAUGGACCAAAGAAGCUACGCCUGUACCGUCCGAGAGCUCGAGUCCGAUGGCAGCCGAGCUGGGCGGUGAAGCGUUGAACGGUUCGAGCGACAAGGAGAACCACAAGCCACCCGAAACCAUAUCACCGUCGUCGACUUCGGCUCCCUUCAAGAAGGGACUCAACAUUAACAUCAACAACAACAGCAUCCUCACUCCGGCCGCUGCCACCGCAGGACCUCUCGAUGAGCCGCGCGGCAGUAACGGGCAGUCGCCGGUGGAGGACGUGCCGGAUCCCGACCAAACUAACGGCGGCGGCGGCGGCGGCGGCGGCAACGGUGACACGAAGGUUGUGGUGUAUCAGUUCACCCACAACAACUGCUCGCGCCAGAGAACCGAGCACACCACGGUGUUCCGUUGCCCAUGGUGUAGCGUCAACUGUGGGGCACUGUACUCGCUGUUGAAGCAUCUCAAGCUGAACCACGCGCGGUUCAUGUUCACCUACGUGGCGAUUCCGCAGGGGGCCCAGAUCGAUGUGACGAUAAACGAACAGUACGAUGGCUCGUACAACGGGGCCCCGCAGGAUUUGUUCUUUCCCACGACCGCGUUCACGCGCCGUUUUGUGCCGGCACGCCGAACAGUGGUCACAAAUCUGCUCGUUUGUCGUCCACGGCGUCAGAAGCAGUCCCUGUCGGAGUUUAUCGAGUGCGAGGAAAACGAGUACGACAGCCAGCGACCGUUCAUUACUGGACACAAUAGGAUGUACCACCACACCAUGACCUGUCUGCCGGUGCACCCGAAGGAGCUGGACAUCGAUUCCGAGGCGGAAAGUGAUCCCCUCUGGCUGCAGCACAAGACGAUGCAGAUGAUUGACGAGUUUACCGACGUGAACGAGGGCGAGAAGGAACUGAUGAAGAUGUGGAAUCUGCACGUCAUGAAGUACGGGUACGUCGGCGACUGUCAGAUUCCGAUCGCGCUGGAAAUGUUUAUCGAUCUGCGGGGCCGCGAGCUGUGGGCCCGCAACCUGUACCGCAACUUUGUGCUCCACAUGAGCUCGAUGUUUGACUUUGGGCUCGUAUCGGCCGACGUUAUGCAGCGCACCAUUCGCAAGCUCAGGAAAAUAUUGCACACCAACCCGGAGCUGCAGCGUACGGUUUCGGAGCAUCGUGCCGAACAGACCACGUACUGGAACACGGUGGCGGUGCACAGGCCCGAGAAUCUGAAGCCGGAACCUAGAAGUGGCACCGGAGAACGAACGUCUGGCGCGGGCGCAAGUUCGUCGUCCUCCGGCACCAAUGGCGUCGGAGGCAGCGGCACCGGCGCCGGCACAGCUAGCAACGGCAGCACCUCCGGCACCAGCACCAACGCUGGCGAAGGGCAACAGCGCAAGGUAAAACCCACCAUUACGCCCGCCAAAAACACGGACCCCACAGCCAUAUCGCCUCCCCGACGCCGUAGUGCCAGUGCCGCCGCUAACGCUGCCACAACCAAAGGCGCAGCCAGCAACGCCACGAAACAAACACCAUCCCCAGCUUCGGGCUCGGGCAGCGCGAAAGGGGCCCCUCAUUCGACUGCCAAGAAAACAUCCUCACCAUCAUCUGCCACGGCAGUACCAUCGCUGCCGCCGCCAGCAUCACCAUUCUCAUUGUUAUGCAAAAGACCAACCACUGCCGGCGGACUGCACCUGAAAUCGAUCAUGUCCCCGAUAAUGACUAGAAGAAAAUCUCUUUCCCUAGGCAUCCUCCAGCAGUCGCAGCAGCGGAAGCGUACGUCGAACUGAUUUUGGCAUUUUCCGGCCAAUCGAUAGCGUGUCCUGCAGCGUGUCGUGUAAGUCGGAGAGACAGACAGAGAGCUUAUGUCGGGCGGUGUGUAUCAUCGAUACCAAAUGAUCACAAGAAGGACACACAUUCAGACAGGGAAUCGCGAAAGAGUUGUAUCUUGUAAUAGGAUAUUUUUAUACGUAAAAUACCUUACCGCCCAGAAGGGAGAUAGAGAGAGAGAUAGAGAGGAACACGACAAGGCCAUCGGUUGGCAACGUUGGUAAACAAUACGAGGCGGUGAGUAUAUCAAGAGAGUAGAUUUGGAACGUCCCCGGCGAAGCAUUUGUACCCCACACGGCAGGCAGAAUUGCACAGGGAAACGCUACCCACCAAUGCACACCCCAACAAGGCCCGAUCAAGUCUGAUUAGCAGACAAGUAGUAGAAAGAAGUUCAAAUUGCAUGGACCGGCAUAUGAGAGACAUCCCGCAACGGUCCUGUAGCCUGUUUGUGUGAGUGUGUGUGACCAGCGAGUGUUGUCCCCAUUUUAGCUGUUAACUUACUGUUUAACACACUGUAGCGUGCACUUACGGUAAUCCCGACGAUCCGCAGAUUACAGGGCAGCGCAGUAGUAGUAGAAAAGUGAAGAAGAAAGUGUUCAUGCACUCUCACUGCCAUUCGUCUCACGUACGGAUAUGCAACAACUAAAAGCAAAACUAAACAACCGGCAUACAUUAUCGGUUAGAGGUUGGGUCGGAUUUCAAAUUCUUAAUCGUUCGCCUUCGUUAACGGCCCGACAACAACCACCAUUCGUUUGGGGUUUUAUCAUUUGGAAACACCCUGCGGUGACGGCACCGCAACCGCCUCCUUUGUUGACGUUUGGGGAGAGCGCCGCGCGUCAGGGUGUAGGAUCGAACGAUCUAGUGUUCUUCGGUUGUAUUUCUGUUUUAACUGUAUUGACUUCUUUUUUCGCAUUACGUUCCCUUUAUUAUGGUACGCUUUCCUUUAUUUUCGUUUCAUUUAGUUACUUGCAAUUUAAUCACGCAAUCAAAAAGAACUUAAGAAGUGUGGCGUCGCCCACAGGAAAUUCUUUGUACACUUCCGCGCCGCUCGGCAACUGCGGCAAGAGAGAAACUGAAUUCAAAUAU